Aegilops tauschii subsp. strangulata is the source of this 828-nucleotide messenger RNA. The record is from RefSeq and is a predicted model, not a curated record. Lineage: Eukaryota; Viridiplantae; Streptophyta; Magnoliopsida; Poales; Poaceae.
AUGCCCGGGAGCCCGCGCCGGCCAUCUUCCUCAUCGGAGUGCCCCGCCAAGUCCCACGCCGCCCCGCCUGCUCCUACAAGUCCUGCCAGCUACAUCGCCUCGCCAAGUCCGCCGCCGUCGCCCAAGGCCCUCGGCUUCGCCGCCUCGCCAACUUCCCAUUGUCGCGACCCCGUUCGCCUCCUCGAGCCGAAGCUCGCCGCCGCCGGCGACAGCAACAGCAACAUCGUCGUCGCCCUCCUCCUCUCCUCCCGUGCGCGCGUCCACUCAACCUCGUCGCCCCUGCUCGUCUUCAUCUCGCGCACCGCGUUGCUCCCUUUCCCCGAACACCUCGUCCCCGCCGUCGCUAGUCGCCGGAGCCAGCAGGCCAUCCUCGUCCGCGCCCCUGCCUCGCCAUCCCCUGCCCCUCAAGCUCCUCCUGCCGGAGCCCCGAGUCCACCUCUGCCCCGUGCGGCCGUCCCUUUCCUGCGCCUCCCCGCCAGUUCCACGUCGCCUCCCCAUGCCCGGGAGCCCGCGCCGGCCAUCUUCCUCGUCAGAGUGCCCCGCCAAGUCCCACGCCGCCCCGCCUGCUCCUUCAAGUCCUGCCAGCUACAUCACCUCGCCAAGUCCGUCGCCGUCGCCCAAGGCCCUCGGCUUCGCCGCCUCGCCAAGUCCCUAUCGCCGCCCCUGCUUCCCCUGCUUCGAGCGAGACGGGAGGACGCGCCCCUGCUCCUCGCGUUGACCGCGCCUCCAGCGCCUGGGCCAGCAUCCUCCAGCCCCAAGCGCCCACUUCAUCAGCCCGAGCGGCCAGGCCUGCAGCCAGCUCCACCCACGGGCCAAGGCCCAUGGUGA